CUCCAGUCCUCGACGAGACUACGACUGUAAUGGCUGACUGAAGAACCUUGAAGACGAGAAAUGUUUCCUUGAUUUCAAURGGAAUGGAUCAUGACAACUAAAAGGCAAUCUUUACAUUCUCAGAGUCCAACUGAAACCUGGACAGAUGAUCUACCUGUGUGUAAGACAUCUGGUGUGGGUUUCCUCACCAACCAAAGAUACAGGGAAGAUGGAGGCCGCAGAGAAGAGCAUGAAUUUGAGGACAGGAGCUUUCAUUUUAAUGUAGACAGUACAUACUUAUAUGGAGUAUUUGAUGGGCAUGAUGGGGCAAUUGCUGCAGAUUUUACAGUACAGCGUGUUCCUGCUGAAUUAUUGUUAGGGCAGUUGGCAGAUGACAUGACAGAUGAGGAGAUACAUGUUCUUCUUCGUCAAGCAUUUAUUUCUGUGGAGAAAGGUUUUUUUCAAACUAUCGAUGAUAUAUUGGCUGAAAGGACAGAGUUGCAGUUACAGAUUCCUGAUGGUCUCAGCUCUUACGAAGCAUACCAUMAGUACCCAGAACAAGUAGCUCGYAUUCAAGAGCUAAAUGAUAAAAUCAGUGGUGGAACAACAGCUGUAGUAGCUUUAAUCUUUAAUAACAAAUUGUAYGUAGCUAAUGCUGGUGAUUCAAGAGCUCUGCUAUGUAGACAGGUCGAUGGGACAUCACUAGAAGUUGAGCAGUUGAGUGUUGACCAYGACACCCAAAAUGAGAAUGAGCUAUUGCGACUAGCCAGACUUGGCUUGGACAUUGUCCAAAUACAAAGAAGUAAGAGAAUAGGAAGCCAGGAAAACACACGAAGUAUUGGAGAUUAUUGUGUGAAAGGAGGCUACAAAGACUUUGACAUCUUGAGUAAGGCAGCAGAGGAGCCAGUCAUUGCAGACCCAUACAUUUGUGGUGGUAUUCCUGUUGACAAGACAUUUUAUGCUCUUAUUCUCAUGUCUGAUGGUGUAUAUAAGUGUCUAGAGGAAGCUACAGGAACAACAACUGCUAACUCUGACAUUGUGACAAUGGUUGCUACAGAGUUACAGUGUCAGGCAACUCUGAAUGGAGUAGCACAGGCUGUUGUUGAUAAAGCAGGUCGAAUCCAUCAUGAUGCCUUCAUGCAGCAACCAACUACAUGUCACAAGAGAGAUGAUAUGACAUUAUUGAUAAGGGUUUUUGAUGAAGAACUAACUACUUGCCUGAGUAGCCCAAGAGGUGUUAACAGACAAAAUAGUUCAGUGUUUCAACCAACAAGUCCUGGAGUCUUACCUGUGUCUGUUCCAUUCAAUCCUUCAAAGACAAACUCUGGUGCAGCUCCAACUCUUAAAAUUCCUCUCCCAAAACGAACAUUCUCRCAACAAAGCAGUCAAGAGACUUCAUCUCCUAGCUCUACCACAUCAACACCUACAAACCCAACUACUGUCAAUCCAACAACAGUUCAUUCUAGUUCAGAACCAUCUUCGCCAARUACRUCUCCUUCUUCAGCUAAUCCUCUUGAUAACACUGUCCUUGGGACAACUCAAGAGGCUCAAAGUAUUGAAGGUGAUAGUCAACAUCUCUCACUUGGAGAUGGCGAGAGGGUUGAACCGUAUGUUGACUUUACAGAGUUUUUUAAGGUUGUUCAAGAACAUGGAGAGGAAGUGGUCUAUGGAUGUAAAUAUACAACUUAGUUUUCAUCUUAGUUAUUAAUGCUACGGUGCAACCUGUCGCAUUAGGUUGCAACAGUUAAAUAUGAAAUAUUUGUCAAAAUAAUGGUUUUAAUAAACAUGUAAAUUUACUUCAAGGAAAGUA
Molecule: messenger RNA, 1789 nt
Organism: Exaiptasia diaphana
Lineage: Eukaryota; Metazoa; Cnidaria; Anthozoa; Actiniaria; Aiptasiidae
Product: TGF-beta-activated kinase 1 and MAP3K7-binding protein 1
Exons: 7
Coding region: 91-1668 (525 amino acids)
Biological process (GO): protein dephosphorylation
Molecular function (GO): protein serine/threonine phosphatase activity
Source: RefSeq, a predicted model, not a curated record